CAUAUUUUUAUAUUAUUAGCAGUGAGUAAAGGUAAAUUAUGUAACUUUGAAUUAGGAAACCACUGACAACUGAAAGAAAUGCCUACAUAGAAAUGUCCCUUCAGGUGAUGUUAAUCUUUUACAGACCACCUGCCUCACUAAUUUCAGUUUACAUCCACUCGUGUUUGUCACGAUGUUGGAAACAAAGGUCAUGGAACUUCCUCCCAGUCUGUCUCACAAACAUUCAGGAUGAUGACAACAACAGACCUGCUGCUUCUCUCCUGUCUAACGGGGGCAGCUGGUGCCCUGUACAAGCAGUGGAUUCCUGACACCAACUAUGAGAACAAGACAAACUGGGACAAGGGCGACGUUCCAUGUGGCAGUGACAAAGUUUGGUUUUCAGCCCAAAGAAAAGUCUCUGUGUUUGUAAAAACGACACACGCCGUGCAGGAGAUGAGGUUGCCAAUGGACGGAGAGUUCAUCCUGAAUUCUGGAGCUGGGUUUUACGUCAUGGCAGGACAAGACCCAGGUUGUGGACAAGGUGUCAUGACCAAAUUCAAAGACUCAGACUCUCUGAAGUGGUUGGAUCCAGCUCUGUGGCAGGGAGCUGUGACUGUCGAUGAUCUACAGCGUGAAAACUUCUUGUUCUCAGUCCAUGAGGAGAGUGUUCCCUGCCGGUAUGAUGAUGUGGUUUUCAAGGACCUGUCCUCCUUCAAAGUGGACACUAGCUCCAGCCUGUCUGCCAUCCCUGUUAAAUCUGUAUCUGUGCUGGGGAAGAAGUUUGAAAGUGGAUCGGAGUUUUCACAGUAUCUCAACUCACGGUCAGGUCGGCUGCAGUUCCACGGAUCCUCUGCGGUCACUGUGGGAAGUCCAGGCUGUGGAGAUCCUUCUGGGUGUGAGUGCGGAAACUCCGUGAACCAUCAGCUGAUCUGUGCACGUGUGAAAUGCACCGCUUUGAGCUGCAAGAAGCCCCUCUUAGCUGUCGGACACUGCUGCCACGUGUGCGGGGCCUUGGUCACCAUCCAUUUCACCGCCGGUUUCAACCUGCAGACGUACAGGCAACGCAUUCACCACCUCUUCCUCAUCUUACCAAAAUACAAAUCCAUUCAGCUGGCCAUGUCUAAGGUCUCCAGGUCGCAGCGUUUGAUGGGGGUCAUCCCUUUCGGCUCCUCACCUGAGAUCCAGGUGGUUCUUGUAGACGGACAGGGAGGCCUUCAGGCAGAGGCUCUGGCCAGGGACAUACUGAAGGAUGUCCGCACUCACGGCUCCAGCUUUGGAAUCACUGCGGCUGAAUUUCAGGCCUCUUCUGGCAACAGCAGCGAUCAAUCUGCAGACAGUACUGGGGUGGUGGUCGGGGCUGUGAUUGGAGGUUUGGUUUUGAUCGCAUUCAUUGUCACUGUGUUUGCUUUGGUGCACAAGGGCAUCAUUCAAAUGCCCUCAGUGUCUUGGCAGGUUUCUCUCAGCAAACUGAAGAGAAACAGUGAUGUCGGUGAACUCGGGGGUCCAUUAGACCAUGGCUUUGACAACCCAAUGUUUGACAACCUAAACAUGUUGCCUGAUCUUCCCGGCCUGCAAGGCAAUGGCACAACCGAUUCAAUUGCAUUCACUCAGGCAGGUGGUGUUUACUUUGUGAAUCCAGCUUAUGAUGAGAAUGAGACAGAUUUUAAUGCCUGAAGCUACAAUCACAUUACUGUUAAUGAUUUCCUUGACGAUUGUAUGAGACAAUCCUACAGCAUUACCAGGAGGCAUUACCUGUGGAGUCCCAGUAGACUUCCUAUUUCCUGAAGGGACUUGUUAAACAAAUAAAAAUGCACGUUUCUCUUGAUUUAUGUCACAUUUCAGAAGAGUAUGUUCACAAUAAAGCUGCAGUAAAAA
This is a messenger RNA of Cynoglossus semilaevis (tongue sole), 1854 nucleotides long. It is a transcript of the gene amn, whose product is annotated as amnion associated transmembrane protein. The transcript has a single exon. The coding region runs from base 229 to 1653 and encodes 474 amino acids. Gene Ontology annotation, cellular component: endocytic vesicle; apical plasma membrane. Gene Ontology annotation, biological process: intracellular protein localization; receptor-mediated endocytosis. NCBI's taxonomy places the organism in Eukaryota, Metazoa, Chordata, Actinopteri, Pleuronectiformes, Cynoglossidae. The record is from RefSeq and is a predicted model, not a curated record.